Molecule: messenger RNA, 1316 nt
Organism: Hordeum vulgare subsp. vulgare (domesticated barley)
Lineage: Eukaryota; Viridiplantae; Streptophyta; Magnoliopsida; Poales; Poaceae
Product: thaumatin-like protein 1b
Exons: 1
Coding region: 205-990 (261 amino acids)
Biological process (GO): defense response
Cellular component (GO): extracellular region
Source: RefSeq, a predicted model, not a curated record
AUCUACCCUGACCUGCCAUCGUCUCCUGCGUGCGUGCAUGUAGCUACUUUGUUUGGCAUGGCACGUACGUACUGUGACAAGCUAUAUAUAAACACGACAGCCAAGAAAGAAAGAAAGAUAGAUCCAGCCUCCAGGUGGUGGCUACGUACCUAUAAAUCUUCGUGCGAUCUCGAUCACCGGCCGGCCUUCUCCGGCUGACUGACGAUGGCCGGCGGCAAUGGAGCAACCACCAGGAGGCAGCUCACCCUGUUCCCGCUCCACGUGACCCUCGUCUUCCAGCUUCUCUGCGCCAAGAGGGCGGCGGCGGCGACGUCCUUCAGCUUCGCCAACCAGUGCGCGCACCCGGUGUGGGUGGGCGCGCUCAGCGGCGCCACCUCGCCGCAGCUGGCCCGCACCGGCUUCUACCUCGCCGCGGGCGCGACCUCCGGGCUCGCCGCCCCGUCCUCCGGCUCCUGGUCCGGCACCUUCUGGGCGCGCACCGGCUGCGCCGUCGACGAGGGCACGGGCCGCCUCGCGUGCGCCACCGCCGACUGCGGCAGCGGCGACGUCGCCUGCGACGGCCGCGGGCCGGCCCCGCCCGUCACGCUCUCGGAGGUCACCCUCGCCGCGCCCGGCUCCGGCGGGCUCGACUUCUACGACGUCAGCCUCGUCGACGGCUUCAACCUGCCCGUCAGCGUCGCGCCCUCCCACGAGGGAUGCCAGGCGGCGGCGUGCGCCGGCGACGUGAACGCGGCGUGCCCGUCGGACCUGCGCGUCCUGUCCGGCGGCGAGGUGGUGGCGUGCAAGAGCGCGUGCAACGCCUACGGCAGCGCGCGCUACUGCUGCAGCGGCGACUACGGCACGCCGGCGGCGUGCGGGCCCACCAGCUACUCGCAGGCGUUCAAGGCCGCCUGCCCGGCGGCAUACAGCUACGCCUACGACGACGCCAGCAGCACCUUCACCUGCUCCGGCGCCGACACCUACCACAUCACCUUCUGUCCUGCCACCUAAUUCGUCAUUCAUCAUCCUCACGAUACAUAAUUAAGUAAUUAAUUAUAAUCACACCGUGGACAUGUAUGCAGUUUAUUUUCUCUUCAGUGAAAAUAAUAUACGGAGUAAAAGAGGGAGCACAAAUCCUUAUGCUUCCUUAUUCAAUACUACUCCCUCUGUUUCUAAAUAUUGUUGUUGGAAAGAAUUAAACAACAAAUAUUAUGAUAGAGAGGGAGUAUGUGUUUUGGUAAUCAGUAGCACAACAUGGAGGAGACCAAAGCAUUUCCUCUCUUAUUCCUCAUUUAUUAUUGACCAGCUUGAUGCAGCCGGCUCCCCGACCGUCCGAU